CUCGGUAAUCCAUUUGAGGGUUGCCGAGUUUACAAAGCAAGCAAUAUCGUCUGAAACGGUUAGAUCAUUGAAUUGGGCAGACUUCCUUGUCUUGAUCACGGUACUAGAAUUACCCAAGCUUUGACCGAGCGCCCCUGUCUUUCCCGUGCGAGAACCUCACGUCAGCAAAUUGGUGUCCCCUCGAUCUUAAUCCACUUUUACUUCCGCAACACGAUGGAAGAUAUCCCUUCCGAUCCUCCAUUGCGAGGACUGAAAGACAAAGUCGCUAUCGUCACCGGCGCCGGCUGCGUAGGUGAAGGAAUUGGAAAUGGCCGAGCCAUCUCUAUCAUGCUCGCAGAUGAAGGCUGCAAUGUCCUUUGCCUGGACUUGAACCUUGAAUGGGCAUCCAAAACUGCAGAUAUGGCGAACUCCAAACCCGGUCGCGGCAAAGCAAUGCCUUUCCAAUCUGACGUGACCAAAACGUCGGACUGCAAAAGGGCAGUAACUCAUGCAAUUGAAACGUUUGGCAGACUCGACAUCCUGAUCAAUAAUGUCGGGAUUGGAGGUGCGGCGGGUACGGCUGUAGAUGUUGAUAUGGAGGCUUGGGCGAAGAGUAUGGAAGUUAACGUAGGGACUAUGGUGCAGAUGGCAAAGCAGGCGAUUCCGGCGAUGAAGAAGAAUGAAGGGGAAGUGAAAGGCUGCAUUGUCAAUAUGGGAUCUGUGGCUGGGUUGAAGGGUGGAACGCCGCAUUUACUGUAUCCGACAAGCAAGGGUGCGGUGGUGAAUAUGACGAGGGCCAUGGCGGCGCAUCAUGCGACGGAUGGGAUUCGGGUCAAUUGCGUUUGUCCUGGGAUGCUGUAUACACCCAUGAUGUAUGCGGGUGGAAUGAGUGAAGAGGCGAGAGAAGCAAGGAGAAAGCGUAGCUUGCUUGGCACGGAGGGGACUGGUUGGGACUGUGCUUGCGCGGUGGUUUUUUUGGCCAGCAAUCAUGCAAGAUGGAUAACUGGUGCAAUACUUCCUGUUGAUGCUGGUGUGACUGCAGCUGUGGGGAUAGGGAUGCCGAAUAGUGCGAGUGUGAACGGCUGAAAGCUAGGUGGCAGAAAUUAGAUUGGUAGUUUGGAGAAGUUGGAUGACAUGGAAG
Molecule: messenger RNA, 1120 nt
Organism: Lindgomyces ingoldianus
Lineage: Eukaryota; Fungi; Ascomycota; Dothideomycetes; Pleosporales; Lindgomycetaceae
Product: NAD(P)-binding protein
Exons: 2
Coding region: 214-1065 (283 amino acids)
Molecular function (GO): oxidoreductase activity
Source: RefSeq, a predicted model, not a curated record